Messenger RNA from Drosophila willistoni, 5021 nucleotides. RefSeq names its product cleavage and polyadenylation specificity factor subunit 1 (gene CPSF1). Gene Ontology annotation, molecular function: nucleic acid binding; protein binding. The record is from RefSeq and is a predicted model, not a curated record. Bases 143 to 4534 code for a protein of 1463 amino acids. Lineage: Eukaryota; Metazoa; Arthropoda; Insecta; Diptera; Drosophilidae. The transcript is spliced from 2 exons. Gene Ontology annotation, cellular component: nucleus; mRNA cleavage and polyadenylation specificity factor complex.
UGUUAUUGUUGCAAAUAAUUGAAAAGUUAGUCGGAUUUUGGAUUAAUUAAUUGCGGAUACUGGCCAACUGGAUCAGAGAAGAAAUUUGGACCUGUUGGAAUUAUGUGAAUUGAGGCUUCCACAAUUACGCUAAGAACCCAUCAUGUUUUCCAUGUGCAAGCAAACACACGCCGCAACCGCGGUGGAAUUUUCCAUCUCGUGCCGCUUCUUCAACAACCAAGAAGAGAAUCUUGUUGUUGCCGGCGCCAAUGUUUUGAAGGUGUACCGCAUUGCACCCAACGUGGAGGCUAGUCAGCGGCAAAAGUUGAAUCCAAGCGAGAUGAGAGUCGCCCCAAAGAUGCGUCUCGAGUGCCUGGCUACAUAUUCUUUGUAUGGCAAUGUGAUGUCUCUGCAGUGUGUCUCCUUGGCAGGGGCAGGCGCCAUGAGAGACGCUUUGCUAGUCAGCUUCAAGGAUGCCAAAUUGUCCGUGCUGCAGCACGAUCCGGACACUUAUGCCCUGAAGACGCUUUCCCUCCACUACUUUGAGGAGGAGGAUAUUCGCGGAGGUUGGACGGGACGUUACUAUGUACCCGAGGUUCGAGUAGAUCCGGAUGCUCGUUGCGCUGUGAUGCUGAUCUAUGGCAAGCGUUUGGUGGUGCUUCCCUUCCGCAAGGACAACAGUCUGGACGAGAUUGAGCUGGCGGAUGUGAAGCCCAUCAAAAAAGCACCCACAGCCUUGGUGACGAGGACUCCAAUUAUGGCUUCAUAUCUAAUAGCCCUCAGGGAUUUGGAUGAAAAAAUCGAUAAUGUCCUUGAUAUACAGUUCCUGCAUGGAUAUUAUGAACCCACGCUCCUCAUCCUCUAUGAGCCUGUGCGCACGUGUGCAGGUCGUAUAAAGGUACGCUCCGACACCUGUGUUCUGGUGGCAAUUUCCCUAAACAUUCAGCAGCGCGUCCAUCCGAUCAUUUGGACAGUGAACAAUCUGCCCUUCGACUGCCUCCGCUUGUUGCCCAUACAGAAGCCCAUUGGCGGCUGUCUAGUGAUGACAGUGAACGCCGUGAUCUAUCUCAAUCAAAGUGUUCCACCCUAUGGCGUCAGCUUGAACAGUUCUGCAGACAAUUCCACAAGUUUUCCACUAAAGCCUCAGGAUGGCGUCCGCAUCAGCUUGGAUUGUGCGAAUUUUGCUUUCAUCGAUGUUGACAAAUUGGUGGUGUCCUUACGGACGGGAGAUCUUUAUGUGCUGACACUGUGCGUGGAUUCGAUGCGAACUGUGAGGAAUUUCCAUUUCCAUAAGGCAGCCUCUAGUGUGUUGACCAGUUGCAUCUGUGUGUGCCACAUGGAAUAUAUAUUCUUGGGAUCCCGACUGGGCAAUUCCCUGCUGCUGCAUUUUACGGAGGAGGAUCAGAGCACAGUAAUCACACUGGACGAUGUGGAACAGCAACAGCAGCAGCAAGCCGCGGAGGAGCCCUCAGAAGAGGCAGAGAUCGAAGGCAUUCUGGACAUGGAUCAAUUAGAGGCUGCAACAUCUGCUCCGUCGCAGGCAAAGUCUCGUCGCAUAGAGGAUGAAGAAUUAGAGGUCUACGGCACAGGAGCCAAGGCAUCUGUUCUCCAGUUACGUAAAUUCGUCUUUGAGGUCUGCGACAGUCUGAUCAAUGUGGCACCGAUCAAUUAUAUGUGUGCCGGGGAGCGCGUGGAAUUCGAAGAGGACGGCACAACGCUGCGUCCUCAUGCUGAAUCUUUGCAGGAUGUGAAAAUCGAAUUAGUCGCGGCAACGGGGCACAGUAAAAAUGGAGCUCUGUCCGUUUUUGUUAAUUGCAUUAACCCCCAGAUCAUCACCAGCUUUGAGCUGGAAGGUUGCCUCGAUGUUUGGACAGUGUUCGAUGAUGCCACCAAGAAAACGAGUCGUCAGGAUCAACAUGACUUUAUGUUGCUGUCGCAAAAGAAUUCCACUUUGGUUCUGCAGACGGGCCAGGAAAUCAAUGAAAUUGAGAAUACUGGAUUUACGGUCAACCAGGCCACGAUCUUUGUGGGCAAUCUUGGACAGAAUCGAUUCAUAGUCCAAGUGACCACGCGGCACGUUCGGCUGCUGCAGGGCACGCGGCUGGUGCAAAACGUUCCCAUUGAUGUCGGCUCGCCGGUGGUCCAAGUGGCCAUAGCUGAUCCCUAUGUCUGUCUGCGGGUCUUCAAUGGUCAGGUGAUAACACUGGCUUUGCGCGAGAGCCGCGGCACUCCUCGACUGGCCAUCAAUAAGCAUACAAUCAGCAGUUCACCAGCAGUUGUGGCCAUAGCCGCAUACAAAGAUCUCUCCGGAUUAUUUACGGUGAAAAGUGACGACAUCUUAAAUCUAACUGGAAGUGGAUCGAACAGUGCGUUUGGCUCCACUUUCGGAGGUUACAUGAAAAGCGAGCCGCAUAUGAAAGUGGAAGAUGAGGAAGAUCUACUGUACGGCGAUGCAGGAAAUGCCUUCAAAAUGAACACCAUGGCCGAUCUGGCCAAGCAAUCGAAGCAGAAGAAUUCCGACUGGUGGCGUCGCAUGCUUGUCCAGGCGGCAAAGCCCACCUACUGGCUUGUGGUAGCUCGACAGAGUGGUACCUUGGAAAUUUACUCUAUGCCGGACAUGAAGCUGGUCUAUCUCGUCAACGAUGUGGGCAACGGGGCUAUGGUCUUGACGGAUGCCAUGGAAUUUGUUCCCAUUUCACUAACCUCCCAGGAAAACUCCAAGGCUGGCAUCGUCCAGUCCUGUAUGCCACAGCACGCGAACUCGCCGUUGCCCUUGGAAUUAUCUCUAGUGGGAUUGGGCUUAAAUGGUGAGCGGCCGUUGCUCUUGGUGCGAACACGUCUGGAGCUCCUCAUUUAUCAGGUGUUUCGGUAUCCCAAGGGCCACUUGAAAAUACGUUUUCGUAAGAUGGACCAGUUGAAUCUGCUUGAUCAGCAGCCGACGCAUGUAAAUCUCGACGAUAAUGAGGAGAACGAGGAAUUGGAGUCGUAUAAUAUGCAACCAAAGUAUGUCCAAAAGCUAAGGCCGUUCAACAAUGUCGGCGGCAUGUCAGGUGUGAUGAUCUGUGGGGUGAAUCCCUGCUUUCUUUUCCUAACUUCUCGAGGCGAAUUACGGAUCCAUCGACUUCUUGGUAAUGGCGAAGUGCGCAGCUUUGCUGCAUUCAAUAACAUCAACAUACCGAAUGGGUUCCUCUUCUUCGACACGACUUUUGAGCUGAAGAUCUCCGUGUUGCCCAGUUAUCUCAGUUACGACUCAACGUGGCCUGUGCGCAAGGUGCCUCUGCGGUGUACUCCCCGACAAUUGGUCUACCACCGCGAGAAUCGGGUGUAUUGUUUGAUCACCCAGACCGAGGAACCAAUGACCAAGUUUUAUCGCUUCAAUGGCGAGGACAAGGAAUUGUCCGAGGAAAGUCGCGGAGAAAGAUUUAUCUAUCCAAUUGGCUCUCAAUUUGACAUGGUUCUUAUCUCACCAGAAACUUGGGAAAUAGUGCCAGACGCGUCAAUUCGGUUUGAGCCGUGGGAACACGUUACUGCUUUUAAGAUCGUGAAACUUUCGUAUGAGGGCACUCGCUCGGGUCUCAAGGAGUACCUUUGUAUUGGCACCAACUUCAAUUACAGCGAGGAUAUUACAAGUCGCGGCAAUAUCCACAUCUACGACAUCAUCGAAGUGGUUCCCGAGCCGGGCAAACCCAUGACCAAAUUCAAAUUAAAGGAAGUAUUCAAGAAAGAACAGAAGGGUCCAGUUUCCGCCAUCUCCGAUGUUCUCGGCUUUCUCGUGACUGGUCUGGGUCAGAAAAUCUACAUUUGGCAACUAAGGGAUGGAGACCUGAUUGGCGUGGCCUUCAUCGACACGAACAUUUAUGUGCAUCAGAUCAUCACAGUGAAAUCUCUAAUCUUCAUUGCCGAUGUUUACAAAUCCAUCAGUUUGCUGCGCUUUCAGGAGGAAUAUCGGACCCUGUCACUCGCAUCACGCGACUUCAAUCCCCUCGAAGUCUAUGGCAUUGAGUUCAUGGUGGAUAACACCAACUUGGGCUUCCUGGUCACCGAUGCCGAGAGCAAUCUCAUUGUCUAUAUGUAUCAGCCAGAGGCUCGCGAAUCUUUGGGAGGACAGAAACUACUACGCAAAGCUGACUAUCACCUCGGUCAAGUGGUCAAUACCAUGUUCCGGGUACAGUGUCAUCAGCGGGGUCUACAUCAGCGCCAGCCCUUCUUAUACGAGAAUAAACAUUUCGUUGUCUACGGCACAUUAGAUGGAGCACUGGGAUAUUGUUUGCCACUCCCCGAGAAGGUCUAUCGCCGCUUCCUCAUGCUGCAAAACGUCCUACUCUCUUAUCAGGAUCACUUGUGUGGCCUGAAUCCCAAGGAAUAUCGCACACUGAAAUCAUCCAAGAGACUGGGCAUCAAUCCUUCACGUUGCAUCAUCGAUGGUGAUCUGAUCUGGUCCUAUCGCCUGCUAGCCAACUCAGAACGAAACGAAGUGGCCAAAAAGAUCGGCACACGUACUGAGGAGAUAUUGGCGGAUCUCUUGGAAAUAGAGCGCCUCUCUGGCGUUUUCUAGAUUCUAAUCAAUGAUGUAGCUCUUAGUUUUUAUAGUUAAGUUUACGGAUCUGUCUAUCAAUUGUAAUUAUAGUUCUUUAAUUCAAUUGUAACAAAGAAAGUAAUUUGUUAAGUAAGCAUUUUGUGCUCUUUAUUUUCCUCCAUUUGUGCGCCAACCCCUUUUGACUGAUGAUUCGCUGGAAAGAAAUUUGAUAAGUUUCCUCCCUCCAUUUGGACGACUUUUCCCAAGAAAUUUCAGUUUAGACGCUUGCUGUGUGUGUUUUUGUCUCAUUUUGCCAUUUAACAACUGGCUUUUCCAUUAUAAUAUUUAUUAUAGAUACAUAGUUAUUAUAUAUAUAUAAUAUAGAUAGUUAUAGAUGUUCUAGAUUAUUCAUUGUAUAAACUAACAUCAUCAUCAGGGUUAAUUAUUCAAAAUGUGCAAACAGCCAAACAGAAAGCCAUACUACACUUGUCGUACGAAGAAAAUACACAUUUUAAUCGAAAGAUCA